Messenger RNA from Rhagoletis zephyria (snowberry fruit fly), 1976 nucleotides. Its product is annotated as protein late bloomer-like. NCBI's taxonomy places the organism in Eukaryota, Metazoa, Arthropoda, Insecta, Diptera, Tephritidae. Gene Ontology annotation, cellular component: plasma membrane. The record is from RefSeq and is a predicted model, not a curated record.
CGGUCGCAACCAAAUAAGUGUAUCCACUGAGGUGUGAGUAGGGAGGCAGGUGUACGUGGUGCCUCAAACUAGCGUUGUAUUAUAAAUAAGAGCACUAAAACUAAAAUAUUUUUAUAAUUAAGAAACAAGUUGACCUAAUUAAUUACGCAAUAUCCUGCGUGGAAAGCACUUUUACUGUAAAAUAUCGACAAAAUGUCUUGUGCGACGUCUACCCUGAAAUUUUUAGCCUUUUUAAUGAAUAUACUUUGCUGUAUAGCAGGCGCGUUUAUGCUUUCAGCUAGCGCAUACUCCUUAGUCCAAUUCAAUGCCAGCGAAUCAAUUAAGCUGCCCUGCAUACUGGGCGUCGUUUUGGGCGGUUUGCUCUUCAUCACCACAAUAGUGGGUUGCUGCGGCACAAUACGCGAGUCGCCACGCACUAUUUUGAUCUAUGCCAUAUUCUUGCUGCUUCUGCUGGGCGCUCAAAUUGCUGUUAUCUUUUUGCUGCCGAUAAACUUCCACAAAUUAGCCGAGGAAACAAUAAAGAACGCUUGGAAUCGCCAGUUGAGUGAUGAUAGCAUGGAUAAUUAUCAAAUUAGGUACGAUUGCUGUGGUAUGAAUGGACCCAAUGAUUACAUCGACAGUGGUCUCAGCAUACCGCCAAGCUGUUAUCUUAACCGCAAGUCGUCUAUUGCAAAUGAUCUCUAUACUUCCGGUUGUGUUGCCAAGUUAACACAAGCCUUUGAAAUGGGUUCGCGCAUUGAAGUGAUCAGUGAUUGGACAUUGGUGGGAGUGGAGGGCGCAACAAUUAUUGUCGCCUGCGUUUUGGGCAUCAGCUUCAAAAAUAUGGAAAGAAGACGAUACUAUUAGUAUGAAUACAAUUUUGUUACUACUUAUGUAUUUAUUUGUUGUUGACAGUAUUUCAAAUUAGCAGUUUUAUAUGUACAUAUAUUUUAUUUACACAUAAUUACUACAUAUGUAUAUGUAUGUAUUUAAAUUAUUAUUAGAUUCUAACUAUUGCGAAGCAUUAAAAAUAAAUAUUAAGUUAUUGUGAGGUAGGUAUGUAUGUAUGUAUGUAGAUAAAUAUAUAUGUAAUACCGGAUCUAUGGAAGGACAUAUGUACGCCCGAUCACUAGAAACUAGGUUUAAUACAUCUUUUUUUUUUAAGAAAAUAUGCUUUAACGAAAACCAUAUAACUUAAAGUUUUACACUUAGUACAAUAUUUAUAAAAAUUCGACGCAGUUCCAAAAAUUGUAAUCAAAAUUUCAGACUUUUAAAUUGGAAUUUCUGGAAUUCGAAUUUCUUUUAUUAGCGGUGUUGCUCAUUAUCUCCGAUACAAAAAAUUUGGAACAUACACACUUUUUAUGGAAGAAAGCGCUUAACAAAGUCAACGAAGAAAGCUUUCAAAAAUCAAUGAAAUUUUUUAGCUAACUCAAACUUGCACCACCCGACCAAGAAACGUAUAUUAAAGGAUGUUACACUGAAAGUAAAAUCUGCGUAAAUAUAACGAAAACUUGCGUACAUUUUACGGAAGUUUUCGUCAUUUUGAGCCACGAAAGUUUUCGUUGUUUGUACAAAACCGUUUUCGUACAUACUACGAAAAUAUGAGACAUCAGAUCUUAGUACAUUUUACGAACGUAUUCGUACUAUUUACGAAUGAAUUUCGUACUAUUUACUAAAGAAUUUCAUACUAUUUCUUUAUUUUUUUACGAAAUUUUUGUAAAAUGCACGAAAAUAAUUCGUAUAUUUAACGAAAUUAUUUUCCUAAAAUCUGCGGUUGUUUCCUAGAACUUCCGAUUGCUUACAUUCACCACACUGUAAAAAGCAUAAAACGAAUUAAAGCACAACACUUUUAUUUUUGUUUUUAUUCUUAAUUUUAAGCAUUUUUCUUUAACAAAACGUUUUGCAAUGUGUUUAUGUGGAGGUACUUGGCAGAUUCGCAGCUUCUACGAUGUUUGUUUCCUUUCUCGACUAUAAAUUAUAAGGCGUGAAAAAGAAAG